AUGUUUUCAUCUUCUGUUCGAAAAUCCACAAUUGUGGAAGGUAUCAUCAAUGUUCAACCAACCAUUACUGGAGCGCUAGCCAGUGUGACUGUUGGUCCUAUAGGAGCGUUGGUUGAUAGCAUCUCUCAUUUUUUAGGGAAAUCGUUUUUGCUCGAGCUUGUUGCUACUGAUCUUGACAGUAAAAAGAAGGAGACAGUGAAGGCGUAUGCAAGUUAUAAUGAACUGAACAACGAGAGUAAAAUGUACAAAUACAAGUGUGAGUUUGAGGUUCCUGAAGAAUUUGGUAAGAUAGGAGCAGUGUUGUCGUAUCUACCAUCGAAAACGCCGGCGGGGUUGAAGUCUUUAAGAGAGAAAGAUCUAGAGUCUCUUCGAGGCAACGGUGAAGGACAACGCAAAUCAUUUGAAAGGAUUUACGAUUACGAUACGUAUAAUGAUCUCGGUGAUCCCGAUACUAGCUCUGAUCUUGCUCGACCGGUGCUCGGCGGCCAGAAAUAUCAAUACCCUAGGCGUUGCCGAACUGGUCGCGAAAGGACCUCGACAGAACCCUGGUCGGAAUCGAGGACAACGCUCCCAUUUUAUGUGCCGAGAGACGAAGAUUUUUCAGAGAUAAAGGCGAUAACGUUUGGGGCCACGACCUUUUACUCCGUACUACAUGCACUUGAACCAACGAUAGAUUCGGCAUUUACGGGCGAGAACAAGGGAUUCUCAUCAUUCACGGAUAUCAAUUUACUUUACAGUGACGGUGUUGAGAUCGUUCUCCCUGACAAUGGACUUCUUAGUGCUUUACCAGGGCUUCUCAAAGAAGUUGCCAAUAAUACAAAAACUAUACUGCAAUUUGAGACUCCUCGAAUUGUGGAUGGGGAUUCCUUUUCUUGGUUACGAGAUGAGGAAUUUUGUCGACAAACACUUGCUGGUAUUAAUCCAUAUAGCAUACAGUUGGUCAAGGAAUGGCCGCUGAUUAGCAAACUAGACUCUGAAAUUUAUGGACCGGCUGAAUCAGCAAUUACCAAAGAAAUUGUUGAGCAGGAGAUUAGAGGUUUCAUGACUCUUGAGAAGGCAUUGGAACAAAAGAAGUUAUUCUUGUUGGAUUACCAUGACCUGUUCUUACCUUAUGUGAAUAAAGUAAGAGAGCUUGAAGGGACAACUCUCUAUGGUUCAAGAACGUUAAUGUUCCUCUCAUCUACUGGAACAUUGAGACCACUAGCCAUUGAAUUGACUCGCCCGCCAAACAACGGGAAACCACAGUGGAAACAUGUUUAUGUACCCUGUUGGGAUGCUACAGGCGUCUGGCUCUGGAAGCUAGCCAUGGCUCAUGUCCUUGCUCAUGAUUCUGGUUAUCACCAGCUUGUCAGCCACUGGCUAAGAACUCAUUGCGUUACAGAGCCUUACGUAAUUGCUACGAACCGUCACCUUAGCAAAAUGCACCCUAUACAAAGACUGUUAUCUCCUCACCUCCGGUACACAAUGGAGAUUAAUGGCCUGGCUCGACUACUCCUCAUUAAUGCCGGUGGUAUUAUUGAGUCGACCUUCUCUCCUGGCAAAUACUCCAUGCAACUUUCCUCUGAUGUAUAUGCUCAACAAUGGCGCUUUGAUCAUGAGGCACUUCCAGCUGACCUAAUUAGUCGGGGAAUGGCUGUUGAAGAUCCAAGUGCACCACAUGGUUUAAAACUAGCAAUUGAGGAUUACCCAUUUGCCAAUGAUGGUCUACUUCUCUGGGAUGCCAUCCAACAAUGGGCUACUUCCUAUGUCAACCACUACUACCCACAAGCAGACCUUGUAGAGUCUGAUGAAGAGCUUCAAGCUUGGUGGACUGAAAUCCGAACAGUCGGGCAUGGAGACAAGAAGGACGAACCAUGGUGGCCUCAACUCAAAACCCAACAGGACCUGAUUGGAAUCGUCUCAACAAUCAUGUGGGUGGCUUCCGGCCACCAUUCAGCAGUCAACUUUGGUCAGUAUGAUUAUGCUGGUUAUUUCCCCAACAGACCCACCAUUGCCAGAACUAAAAUGCCCAAUGAAGAUCCCACAGCUGAAGAGUGGCAAGCAUUCCUAAAGAAUCCUGAGGAUGUGCUACUGAAUUGCUUUCCUUCGCAGGUUCAAGCUACCAAAGUAAUGUCCGUUUUGGAGAUUUUGUCAACUCAUUCUCCAGACGAAGAGUACAUCGGCGUCAACAUGGAGGCUGCAUGGGAGGCAGAACCGGUUGUAAAGGCCGCGUUCCAGGAGUUGAAUAGAAUGUUGAAGGAGGUGGAGGGCAUCAUAGACUCGAGGAACAAUGAUCCCAAUUUGAGAAACAGAAAUGGAGCAGGGUUGAUGCCGUAUGAGCUUCUGAAGCCAUUUUCUGAACCUGGGCUGACGGGAAAGGGUGUUCCAUACAGCAUUUCCAUCUAAUUUAACUUCAGGUCUCACAUUCAGCCAUCUUUGUUGAAAUAAAUAAAAAACUUAAUCAUGUCUGAUUUGAUCCAUGUUUACUCCAUUCGCACCUUUGUACUAAUAAUU
Molecule: messenger RNA, 2493 nt
Organism: Cynara cardunculus var. scolymus (artichoke)
Lineage: Eukaryota; Viridiplantae; Streptophyta; Magnoliopsida; Asterales; Asteraceae
Product: linoleate 13S-lipoxygenase 2-1, chloroplastic-like
Exons: 9
Coding region: 1-2385 (794 amino acids)
Biological process (GO): lipid oxidation
Molecular function (GO): metal ion binding; protein binding; oxidoreductase activity, acting on single donors with incorporation of molecular oxygen, incorporation of two atoms of oxygen
Source: RefSeq, a predicted model, not a curated record